This is a messenger RNA of Mizuhopecten yessoensis (Yesso scallop), 487 nucleotides long. Its product is annotated as neurotrypsin-like. The record is from RefSeq and is a predicted model, not a curated record. Lineage: Eukaryota; Metazoa; Mollusca; Bivalvia; Pectinida; Pectinidae. The transcript has 4 exons. Gene Ontology annotation, cellular component: membrane. Bases 25 to 414 code for a protein of 129 amino acids.
UUCACAACAAGAAAGCCACUCGCCAUGACAGACCGUAUAUUAUGCGUUGUUUUUAUGGGUUUCAGCUUUCUGACUUCAUAUGUUGAAGGAAGCUUACGUCUGAUCGGGGGAGAUGACCAAUAUGAAGGGAGAAUCGAAAUAUACGACAAUGGAGAAUGGCAGACAAUAUGUCGUGACCAUUGGGACCUGGAUAAUACCUUCGUCGCCUGUAGGCAGCUGGGAUUAAAGGACGGACUCUGGAGACGGGUUGAAUCGUCAGAAGUAAGUGGCAACACAUUUUGGUCAGUAGAAAAAGACUGCAAUGGAAAUGAAAGUGGUCUUCAAGCUUGUGAUUCCAAAGAAGUUGACUCCAGUAGAUGUACUCACUCAGGAAGGGACGAAGUUUACGUGACAUGCCAACCACAGAAAGAAUGAAGGCCGCCUGGAAAUAUAUCACGAUGGAAAAUGGGGAACAAUAUGUGACGAUGAAUGGGAAGAUCACCCUCAA